Molecule: messenger RNA, 8131 nt
Organism: Neopelma chrysocephalum (saffron-crested tyrant-manakin)
Lineage: Eukaryota; Metazoa; Chordata; Aves; Passeriformes; Pipridae
Gene: DNMBP
Product: dynamin binding protein
Exons: 17
Coding region: 2476-7062 (1528 amino acids)
Biological process (GO): intracellular signal transduction
Cellular component (GO): cytoplasm
Molecular function (GO): guanyl-nucleotide exchange factor activity; protein binding
Source: RefSeq, a predicted model, not a curated record
CUGGGAGCACUUUGGGCACCUCGGCAGCACGGAGCAGCUGUGCGGCACAGCGGGAACCGCCCUUCUGCCCCGCAUAUUGCAUCCCUUGGGAUUGUGGUCUCUUAAGCCGUGUCUGUGCAGGCAGUGGUAACCUGGGUGGCCACCCCCCAGGCAGGUAGCUGGUUGUAGGGGAGCAGUUGGCCCUUUAGAAACAAUGUGGGUGUCCCAGAGUGGUCUAGUGCAGGGAGCCUGGAGUGGUAGCACUGGUGAAGGGUGGUACAGGUGGUACAUAGAUAGCAGAAACUCCAGACUGCAGCCUGUGCCUUUCCCACAUCCACUCUGUUUGAGCCAGCCUGAGAAGAGAAACUUAAGAGAGUUCCCUGUUUGUUUUCAUUCCAGCAAAUGCAAAUCCCUCUUGGAUAGCUCUCAGCCUGACACAGUUGCCUUGUACUUUAACAGUUGAACUGGAGGUGCCUCCUCCAGUGGCCUUGCAAGGGGAUGGAGGCUUGAGUCACCCUCAGCACAGUCUGAGAGGCAGCUGCUGCUGCUUUGCUGUACCUUUUGCUGACCCUAACUGGUGCCUCAGCUGAUCUUGUCCUUGAUGCAGUUUGGCCUCUGGGUUCAAACACCUCUGCUGCUGUUUCUGGUGUUUGAAGUACUCCUCCCACCUCUGUCCUUUCUCGUUUCGUUCUCCUUGCCGUACUACCUAGGAAGCCUUUAGUUGUGUCAUAAGCAUUAACAUCUGUUUUGAGGUUUGUCAUGAUUCCAUAACCUUCAGUUUCUUCUGAAAAGGCUCUCUUUCCCAUUGCCUCUGCCAUCCUUUCCUUUGCUUCCAUUGCGAUUCUAUCGUCCUCUGUUUGAAAGAGUUCAUAGAUACAGAAUUUGCAGUUUUGCAGAUGCUUUGCCAAAUACAGCCUCUGUGCCGUGCUGCAAGACGUCACCAUCAGCCCCCUCAUCUUGACUCACUCUGGCUGUGAGUCGUGCUGGGCAGUGUCUAAAUGCGUCCUGCUUGUGUGAGAGGCCCUCCGUAGCGCCAGUAAUGCCCACGUCUCUGAGCUGGCCGCUGCUGUUCUGUUCGUGAAAUCCUCUGCUCUGCCAAGGCCAAAGGUUUCGGUUCUCUCUCCAGCUGCUCCGCUUAGAAUUAGCAGUGACAUUAAAAACUAGUACAAACGUACAACAGUUUUUAAGAACUGUUAGAAUGGCAAUAGGAUGGGAGGAACUGAGCAGUAGGGCAAAGAGUGACUCUCAAAGCUUUGCAGGGCACCACCUCUGCUAGCUGUCAUGGGAGGUGUGGCUGUGUGACAUCUCAGGGUUCGGAGUGCAGGUGAGGUGUCCCUGCAGUGGGUGACUGUUCAGGCAGACUUUGUGACAGUGGUGAUAUGAGCUCGGAUGGGACAGCCUGAGUUGUGCUUACCUUAGCACUUCGCUACCUUAACUGGUAAUUUCCCUUCAUUCUCCAGCAAAAGUAUAUUUCUAAUCACAUUCUAAGGGUUGCUCAACCCCACUCCUGAGUGACACAGCUUUUACUUUGUCUUAUUUUUAGAACCUUUCUGUUAGGAAAUAAAAUUCAUUGCUUCCUUUGCAGGAGCACCUAGGGAUUCUGAAAGGAAGAGGUCCAGGUAUCAGCAGAGUCCCUGCUGGGGCUUUACGUUCUUUGGAGAUAACAGGCAGGGCAGAACAGGAGUGAUGGUGGGUUAAGAGCACAGCUUCCAAGUUAAACUCAAAUAAUUUCCAGAUUUCUGGACUCCCUGCCCAGCAAUCAAUGCAUCAUAAUGGGCUUCUGUCCAAAAGUUAUCUUGAAGAAUAUUGUUCAGGGUGCAAAGUCAAGUGCUGCAUUGUUAAGGAAUGUCCUUGUACCCCAGUUCAACUUGUUUUGGAUAUGUGCUCAAAGUGUAAUGACUAAUUUUGCAAUUGUAUACUACUUACCCCCAGGAGCCCAGCCAUGGGUACUGCACAGCAGAAGUGGUGCUGCUCUUGAGGUUUUUUCUGUUCCUUUUUCUAAGUUGUAUUCUUUUAGUCUGUCUACAAAAAAUGGCAAGAGAGACAACCGUGCACCUUGGGGUGAGAGAAGGCAGGACUCGGUAACAGGGUCUGUAAGGUGUGUGCAGCCACUCCGUACAGAAUUUGGGGAAACCCUUGUCACCUAAGCUGGUGUUCUGGUCUUUGCAUGCUUAGGUCCCCAGUGCCAGAGAUUAAAUAUCCAUCAUAGUCGUCUUGCUCACAUGUUGUGGCAAGGUGCUCUGCUUUGCAUUAAAAAUUGAUGCUGUGUUCUAGUUUCCAGAUUACUUUCAUUUGCUUGCCUUCUGGUCCAGCACAAGCCCCUCUUUCUUCCUCCCCACACCACACUUACCCCCCACAAACACCACCAGUCUGCCUUCAGCCACGUCCUGAAAUGGAGCCAGUGAGAACACUGACAGCCAGAGCCCAGCUGGAGAGAAGCAGUGGUUUCAGUGACUUGUGUGCCUUAGGCACUGAUCCGCCUUCAUACCCUGCGCAAUGGAGGCUGGCUCCGUGGUACGGGCAGUCUUUGAUUUCUGUCCCAGUGUCUCUGAAGAGCUGCCCCUCUUCGUGGGAGAUGUCAUCGAAGUGUUGGCCGUGGUGGACGAGUUCUGGCUCCUUGGCAAGAAGGAAGGUGUCACAGGGCAGUUUCCUAGCAGCUUUAUUGAACCUGUGGAUAUUCCUCCUUUGAAGCAGGGAGAAAAACUGCUUGUUUGUACCAAUGACUUCACAUCUCAAGAGCCAGGGAGCUUAUCCUUGCAGAGAGGAGACCUGGUGAUCCUGGGGGGGUCCCUGGCCUCCAGCUGGCUCCAGGGCCGGAGCAGCUGGGGUUCCAAGGGCUUUUUCCCCUCAUCAUGUGUGCGGGAGCUGUGCCUUUCAGUUCGGAGACGUCAGCUGUCCCAGAGCACUCUCCUGGAGGUGCCUGCCUACUCACUGGGCCAAGCUCAGGCCCUGAUGGACCUGUCUGCUCAGCUAGAAGAGGAACUGGACUUCAGGGAAGGGGAUGUAAUCAAUAUUGUUGGUGUCCCAGAGCCUGGCUGGUUUGAAGGUGAGCUCAGAGGCUGCAGGGGCAUUUUUCCAGAGGGUUUUGUGGAACUGCUUACUCCUCUGCGAGCACCAGGAACCUCAGUGGAUCCAGAGCCCACUGGGACUUGUGACACCAAUGGGACAGUGGAGAUGGCCCCCAAGGAGGACGAGGAGCCAGGGAACACUUACGGUGUUGCCCUCUAUCAGUUCCAAGCCCUGGAGUCCAAAGAACUGGAUUUUGAUGUGGGUGACAGGAUUCGGAUUGUUGGCGUUCUGGAGGAUGGCUGGCUGGAGGGGGAACUGAGAGGAAAACGUGGCAUCUUUCCACACAGAUUCGUGAGGCUGGAAGCCUCUGAGGCUUGCAGGGUAAAAGUGUGUGCUGGGGAUCUGCAAGGUGGAGAGAGCUGUGGAUUGUCCAUCCAUCAAGACCCAGAAAACACCUGCUUUGAAGCUCUUCCUUUGGUAGGGAAAGAUGGCAGGGAAAAGGAAGAGGGCUUGGCUGCACACCCUGAGCCUACCACCAUUUUGUCUCACAAGGUGGGGAGGUCAGAGGGUCCUCUUGCAACUGACUUGAGAGAGCAUCAGGCCUUUCCCAGCACAGGACACCAAGGGCUACAUCCCAAAGGCCCCGUGGACUCUCUCCCCUCUGCCUCCAUGAAGACCGUCAAUGGCCUUCUCCUUUCUGCUCAGCUGCCUCCUCCACAGGGCAACAGGCCUGGCCAAGCAGGUGAGUUGGAGCCUGGGGGGACCAUUUCAGCAUCCCCAGGAAAAUCAGAAUGUCACACUCUGCUCGAGCACGAUGGAGACAAUCCCGCUGUGCCCUUGCAGACUUCCCACGUCCCCCAAGAUCCUUACAGGAGCCAGGCAAUUUCAUCUUCUAACAGCUGGGCAGCAUCCCAGCCCCAGGAGAUCCAGAGCAGCACCCAGGAUCUAGACAAUUGGAUGGACAGUCAACAGGAGAAGUCCAAGCCCUGUUCCUCCAGCUCAGGAGCUGCCCAGGUGGGCCUGGACACAUGGGCUGGGAGCUGGGGGGAGUGCUGCCCACUUGCAGUGCAGGGGGACAGCUGCACAGACCUUGACUCCAAACUGACGGAGCAGCUGGCACAGUUUGAGAAGAGUCUGUCAAGUACCAGUGCUGAGCAGAACAAGGUCUCCCGUCAUUUCUCUAUCUUGGACUACAGCUCUGAGAAGGACAUUGUCCGUGGGUCUCCUGUGUCCGUCCCCCACUCCAGGCAGACAGAGAGGAGGAGGGCCCUGAGGCCACCCCCUCCUCGGCCCAGCAGCCUUGCGACAACCCCUGUGCACAUGCUGGGUGGCCAAACGUCCAAAGGCAGGUCUCUGUCCUUCUCGGUCAAGCCCUCCCGGCCUGCACCCCGGCCUCCAUCAGGCAACCAGCGGAAAAAUGUGGCCCCUGCACAGCUUCAGCCCAGCACCCCAGAGCAGCGGGUGGAGGAGGGACGUGAGGACUUGACACAGGCAGGAUCAGCUUCCCCCUGCUCCAUUCUGCUGACUAGGAUUGGAGAGGUAGAGCGAGACUUGGAAGCUUAUGGCAAGACCCGUGCUGAGCUAAGCCUGAUGCUGGAGGAGCAGCAGGAUGAGCUGGUGAGAGCAGAGACCAUGGAAAACCUUGAAUUCUGUGAUUCCAACAUUGAGAGCCUCAGCAUGGAGCUGCAGGAGCUGAGAGAGAUGACUCUCCUGUCCUCCCAGACACCAUCCCUGGAGACAUCCUCGGCUGCCACUGAGAGCGCAGAGCAAAGGAUGCUGGAGAAGAGGUCCAAGGUUAUCGAGGAACUGCUCCAGACAGAGCGAGACUAUAUCAGAGACCUAGAGAUGUGCGUGGAGAGAAUCAUGGUGCCCCUGCAGCAGGCACAGAUGCAGAACAUAGACUUUGAGGCCCUUUUUGGAAACAUCCACAUGGUGAUUAGCUUCUCCAAGCAGCUGCUGUCCACCUUGGAGGCUUCAGAUGCCAUUGGGCCGGUGUUCCUGGCACAGCGUGCAGAGCUGGAGAGUGUCUACAGGGUAUAUUGCCAGAACCAUGAUGAGGCCAUUGCACUGCUGGAAACCUAUGAGAAGGAUGAGAAGAUGCAGAAACUACUCCUGGACCUAUUGGAUAGCCUCAGGAGCCUGUACAGUGAGUGGGGCUGCACAAACUACAUUAACCUGGGCUCCUUCCUCAUCAAGCCAGUGCAAAGGGUGAUGCGGUACCCACUGCUGCUGAUGGAGCUGCUGAGUGCUACUCCCGAGGCUCAUCCUGAUAAGGCACCACUCACAGCUGCUGUCCUUGCAGUCAAAGAAAUCAACGUCAACAUCAAUGAAUACAAGCGCCGGAAGGACCUGGUGCUAAAGUACAGGAAGGGGGAUGAGGAUAGCCUCAUGGAGAAGAUCUCCAAGCUCAACUUCCACUCUAUCAUCAAGAAAUCCAACCGUGUGAGCAGCCACCUCAAGCAUCUCACAGGCUUUGCACCCCAGCUGAAGGAUGAAGCCUUUGAAGAAAUGGAGAAAAAUUUCCGGAUGCAGGAGCGUCUGAUCAAGUCCUUCAUCCGAGACCUUUCCCUCUACCUGCAGCAUGUCCGGGAGUCUGCUUGUAUGAAGGCACUGGCAGCAGGGAGCAUGUGGGACUUGUGCACAGAGAAGGCGAGUGGGGACUUGGACCAGUUCCAGAAAGUGAAUCGUCUCAUCAGUGACCAACUCUUCUCCAACUUUAAAGAGCGGACGGAGCGGCUGGUGAGCUCACCCCUGAACCAGCUGCUGAGCAUGUUUGCAGGGCCCCACAAGCUGGUGCAGAAACGGUUUGACAAACUACUUGACUUCCACAACUGCACGGAGAAAGCGGAGAAGCUGAAGGACAAGCGAACCCUGGAGGAGCUGCAGUCAGCCCGCAACAACUACGAGGCACUCAAUGCCCAGCUGCUGGAUGAGCUGCCCAAGUUCCUGCGCUUCGCCAAGGAGCUGUUUGCCAGCUGCGUGCGGGGCUACGCCGAGGCACACUGUGACUUCGUGCGCCUGGCCCUGGAGGAGCUGAGACCCCUGCUGUCGUUGCUAAAGGUGUCUGGCAGGGAGGGGAACCUUAUUGCCGUCUUCCAGGAUGAGCACAGUCGAGUCCUCCAGCAGCUCCAGGCCUUCACCUUCUUCCCAGAGUCCCAGGCAGCUCCCAAGAAGACUUUUGAAAGGAAGAGCAUGGAGCGGCAGUCUGCCCGGCGGCAGCCCCUUGGCGGCUUGCCGACCUACCUCCUGCAGACGGAUGACGUCCGAGCUGCCCUCCUGGCCCGCUAUCCUCCAGAGAGUCUCUUCCAGGCAGAGCGCAAUUUCAAUGCUGCCCAGGACCUGGAUGUCUCACUGCUGGAAGGAGACAUUGUGGGUGUCAUCAAGAAAAAGGACCCCAUGGGCAGCCAGAAUCGCUGGCUCAUAGACAAUGGGGUGACGAAAGGCUUUGUGUACAGCUCCUUUCUGAAGCCCUACAACCCACGCCGCAGUCAGUCGGACGUCUCUGUGGGCAGCCACUCUUCCAACGAGUCGGAGCACAGCAACUCCUCUCCCCACAGCAACGCCACACUGACCUUCAGCCCCAGCGGGGCAGCCGUCACCUUCACUCAGAAACCCCUGCAGGACUCUGCCUCCCCAGCAGACACAUACCAGUCUGGGCAGCCCCCAUUGGAGAUGGACUCCCCCUCUCUGCCCCAGCUUGGGUGCGGUGACAGGACAGGCCCACUGGAGGCUGGUACAGUGAUGUCUCAGUGCCGCUACAGCCGCCUCGAGCUGGGCUGCAGCCCCAGCUCUCGCAACGGGCACCCCACCAAAGCGCAUCUCAGGCCCACGCCCUCAGUGGAGGACAGAGACUCUGGAUUGGAGAGCAGCGAGUCAGAGGGCAACCAGGUCUAUUACGCUCUCUACACCUUCAAAGGCCGAAACACUAAUGAGCUGAGUGUGUCAGCUAACCAAAGACUCAAGAUCCUGCAGUUUGAGGACAUAACAGGCAAUCAGGAGUGGUGGCUGGCCGAGGCACACGGGAAGCAGGGCUAUGUGCCCUCGAGUUACAUCCGGAAGACAGAGUACACGUGAGGCGGCAGGCAGGAGCCUGCACCCCAUGCCUUGUUCCUGCCAGGACUGCUGGGGGUCUUGGGGAGGCUGGCCAGCUUUGCAGCCCUCACUGCUUGCCCCAAGACUGUGCAGUGCUAUUGGGCCCCAACACACUGGCUGCCACCUCCCCAUCAAGGGAGGAAGAAUGGUGAGCUGGCCAGGUAGGCAGGACAGGCAGCUUGUGCGAGGGCAGGGGUGAGUUCACCUGUGCUGUUUGAGCCUCCUGUGUGCAGCCAGGGGCAGGGGAGCAAGGCUUGGGGCUGUGGUCUGCCCAGGAGGGUAAGGCUCGACUAAAGCUGAGGAGCUGCUGUGGGUUUAAAUUGUGGAAGACUGAUGCCAAGUUUCUGGAGACUGUGUUUAGUCAAGUAGUAUUAAAAGCAGCCCAGACUUCACCAACAUGCUCUCUGUGCCUUGUGAGCAGCAGCAGUAGGAGCUGGGUUUUGUCUGUCUGUGCAGGACCCAGGGUGGGACAUCUACACCUGCCUGGGGAAGCAGCUCUGAGGUUUGCUGGGAGUAGCUGAGCUCCAGGGCUGGGAUGGGCCUGGCCUCUGAAAUUCCCACAACAAAGCCCCCAGCAGGUGCCUUAUCCCUGUGCUUGGCCUUCCAGGGGCUCAGCCUCUCCAAGCUCUGCUGCUACCAGCAGCCAUCAGGUUCUCAUCUCAGGUGAGCCAGAAGUCCAGAACACCAUCUUGCCUUGUCAGUGCAUUUCCCAUGCAUUUCCCAUGCCCAAGACCCAUCUUUUUACUGACAAGCCUACCUGGCAGCUCUGGGCUGGGGCAGGGCAGAAGGCAAAGCACAAAUUGUCUUCCAGUUUGAUUUUUUGGGGGGCUUUGACCAGAAUUGCCUCACCUGUGCCUUCUUUCAGGGCACUGGAGACAGUGCUGAUGUUCUGGAAGGGCAGGAGCGUCCCUGGGAGGGAUGUGUUGCCUUUUGGUGGGUUGGUGUGUGAUACCUGCUGCUGCCAUGCCCAGAAGGGAAGAAGCUCUCUUCAUGUGGCAAUGUUUGUAUCCCCUGUACUGCUGCUCUGUAAAUAAAGAUUUGCCCUUGUGUA